Fusarium verticillioides 7600 is the source of this 1303-nucleotide messenger RNA. RefSeq lists its product as hypothetical. Lineage: Eukaryota; Fungi; Ascomycota; Sordariomycetes; Hypocreales; Nectriaceae. The transcript is spliced from 3 exons. The record is from RefSeq and is a predicted model, not a curated record. Bases 287 to 1087 code for a protein of 266 amino acids.
GAAAUUUAGCUUUUGCCCCUGGGUACUUAAAGUUAGGUUUGGCAUCCCAAGUAAGGGUCUUCAGGGUCGCCGAUCUCACGGAUUGUGAUCUAUCCGCAACUCAGUCCAUCCCCGCCACUCACCGACGUCAGAGAAGUUCCCAUCUUUAGAUGACUGGAUCAUCAUACAAGAAGCUUUUUGAAGUUUAUAUAAGGACCAAGAAUCAGGCAUUCUGGAAACAUAUUCCCAACUAUCACGCUAAAGAAAGACACAAUAUUAUACUAAGAAUCUUCAACUAUCAGACAAGAUGCAUUUAUCAACUCUUUACCUUCACUCUUCCCUUCUCCUUGCUUCAUCGUUUCUCCCAACGGUGAUUGCAGCACCUUCCAACAAACUCUUGGACGCUGACCUCGCUGUCAAUGGCUUUGGUCUUCAAGACGAGAGCGGAGACUCUGAUGGAGUUUCUGCAAAGGCCGAAGUCAGCGCUGAGACCGACUACAAGGUUCCCAGUGAUUACAACAAGCCUCGCGUUCUAGAGGCCAACAUUGACGUCACCCGCUUGAGCCUCGAUCCCGUCAUCUUUUACCCUGACAACGAUGAUGAAGAUACAGAGGUCGAGGACACUGAGGAGAAGCGCAGCAUCUUUGCAAGACUCUUCCCCAGGGCCUUGUCUUCUGACAAGAAGGAGGCUCUCCGUCGCCACAAUGUCGCUCGCUCCAAAGUUAAGGUCAAGAGCCUGGUGUGGGAUACUAAGCUCGAGUCAGCUGCUACAGCUUAUGCUAAGAAGUUGGCCAAGGCUGGUAAGCUGAAGCACUCUUCAGGAUCGGACCGUCCCAACCAAGGCGAGAACCUCGCAUAUGCUUGGGCAAGCAAUGGAUUCAAGAACCCCAUCACAGCUGGUACUCAGGGCUGGUUGAACGAGAAAAAGUAUUACAAGAGAGAGACUAUUCCCAAGGGUAACUUCUCAAUGUAUGGCCAUUACACCCAAUGUGUUUGGAAGACCUCAACAAAGAUCGGUAUUGGUGCCGCCAAGGAUUCCAAGGGCGCUUGGUACACUGUUGCUCGAUAUUCCGGUCCCGGCAAUGUCGUCGGCCAGAAGGCGUACUAAAUAACUAAAAUCUCAACUCAAAGGACAUUGCUGAAUCGAAUAUCUGCCUGGGGCAGUUGAGAAGGGAAUUGAUGGACGUUUGUGGCGAGCGCUGACCUAUUACCUUCUUUGAUUCAUGCCAUUUCGUCGAAAGUGGCCAUUUGUAUUACUACUAGAAUACCUCACAUUCGCUUACGCGUCACGAAUUAUGUUAAACAAAUCGAUUUGUUAAGCCAG